This is a messenger RNA of Scutellospora calospora, 1110 nucleotides long. NCBI's taxonomy places the organism in Eukaryota, Fungi, Glomeromycota, Glomeromycetes, Diversisporales, Gigasporaceae. The record is from the annotation of a GenBank genome assembly.
AUGUCAAAGAAACGAGCAACUGUUAUUGGUGCUGGAAUUUCAGGACUAACAACUGCCGUCUUGCUACAGAAAGAAUAUAAAGUUACAAUUAUUGCAAGAAACUUUCCAGGAGAAUUAAAAAGCGAAUAUGCUAGUCCAUGGUUAGUAAAUCAAAAAUCAUUUCUCAGUAAUUAUUGUCUUACAAUGCUCAAAAUAAAAAUGUAUAAUAGGGCUGGUGCCCAUUGGAGAAGCGAUGCAAAACCCGAAGAUACAAGGCAACAGGAUUUUGAUAGAGAAACUUUUAAUCACUUUUGGAACCUGGCCAAUACCAAACCAUCCGAAACUGGAAUAAUGGUUGUGGAUGGUUUUGACUAUUGGGAUGAACAUUCUCCAAUGGAAUGGAAAGAUCCGUGGUUCAAGGAUUUAUGCCCAGAAUACCGACAUUUAACGAAGAAAGAAUUGCCAACUGGUGUUGAAUUUGGGACUACGUAUAAGACCAUUACAAUUAAUCCACCCAAGCAUCUUGAUUAUCUCCUGGCGAGCUUUUACGCGCUUGGUGGAACUAUUAAACGUGCUUCUUUGACCCAUAUUCAAGAAGCAAUCUUUAAUGAUACUGAUAUUUUGAUAAAUUGUUCGGGACUUGGUUCAAGGACUCUAGGAGGUGUAUUAGACCAAAGUGUGCAUCCAGCAAGCGGGCAAACUGUAUUAGUGCAAUUACCUAUUGGACAUGUCAAUUGGACUUUCGGACGAUAUGCAGCUGGAAGGACAGAUGGUGGCACACACAGAAAAAAUGAAUCGCUUACCUAUGUAAUACCACGAGACAAUGGUGAAGUGAUUCUUGGAGGAACUUUUUGUCAAGACGACUAUUCAACUAUUCCUGAUACAAAGAUUGCAGAUGCAAUUAUUUCACGAUGUCUUUCAACGCGUCCAGACCUUUUACCCACAGGUGAAACCAAGCUUAAUAUCAAAAGACAUGGUGUUGAAUCUGAAAAGGCGGGUAAAAGAAUUUUACUCUGUCAUAAUUAUGGUCAUGGUGGAUAUGGAUGGCAAUCAAGUUAUGGUGCAUCGAAACAUGUAAUUCAAAUUUUGAAACAAGCUUAUAAAGAAGAUGGAGAAAAUAAAAAGAUAUAA